UAAUAUGUCAUUUGAAAUUCCUAUAUAUAUGUAAACACGUUAUUGUCGUAUUUCCUUGUGUUGAAAAUUAAAUAAUUUCAUUAAAAUAACCGGUGCUUGUUCAAGUUUAUACACGAUGAGUUUUACAAAUAGAAGCAAUAGUAGUAAGAUGGAUAAACCUACAUUUGAUAAGCACCUGGAGAAUAUUGUAAAAGCAAUUUCAGUUGAGGAUAAAAUGCGAGACUACUUGUUGAAGGAUUUCAAAAUAAUUAGAGUUUAUUUAAUAGAUUUAUUGAAAGAUGAUCCAAUAAUCGGUCCCAUGAUAAUAGAAACCUUAUAUCCAGCUAGUAACUUCAACUGUUCGGUGACUCUGGAUUUAUCACGCUACACAAAACUUGGUGUUGAAAAAACACAUUAUCCAUCUUUUUUGAAAUUAACACAUCGUGGAAGAGGUCUACUGAAUGGCAUGCAAGAUUUACCAAUAUUUAGAAACGGUGAAAAUAUUGCUGGCGGUAUUAUAACCAAUAUUGUAAAGAAUUUAAUAGAUCAAGGUUUAAAUAUUUGUGGUUAUUUUGUGCGUGGUCACAUGGGUGAUAUUUACGAACUAGAACUAAACCCAGAAACAAAACACAUAGAGCAUAGUUAUGCGGCCUACGAUGGUGAAUGGCAGGACAAUUAUAUAAUAGUAAAAGCAAUAAGUGAGGAAAGAAUUAUGAAUAUACGCCUACGUGUUCUACUAAAGUUUUGCCACAAUGAAACGCCUAACGAUAUAUUACCACAUCCAACGCAUAAUUUAAAAAUGGUGUGGUUACUGGCGGCUGAUGUACGUUAUUCGGAAUACUUUUCGCUAUGUGCUCCUCUCACUGAACGCGAAUUGGCCUCGUCACUAAAUAAUUUAAUGGCUAUGCGUUUGUUAUUUGCACUAGUAGCCUGCAAUAAAAUGCAGACGAUAAAGAAAAAUCAUUUGGAAUCUGUUACGUAUGAAAUUAUGUACACUAAGUCACCAAAAGGACCUGCUAAAACACGUAAAGAAUCUGUGGUUGAUAAUAUAAUUUGGAGUUUGCGUCGUAUGAUAUAUUUCUUCGAUACGAGUCGUUUUCCCUUUUUUUGGAAUAUUAAAGAAAAUCUUUUGGCGUUGAUAAGAAACCAAGGCAGCAGACUAUAUACACGUAGUCUUUUGCACAUUUUGCUGGAUCAGAUUUAUAAUAUGCGAAGAGAUGCGGAAGUAGCUUAUGAAGAAGUGGAAUCGUUUUUCGGGUUACAUUCAAAUUCACAUAUUUAUAAUGUGGACGAUUUUGGCAUUUACAGAGCUUUUGCUGAAUUAUCAUAAUUGAGAUUGUGUUGAAAUUAAUUUGUUUUAUGCAGCUGUUAUUUAAAUUAUUUUCAUAUUCAUCAAUAUUACUUGUUGCUAGAACUUUCCGAAUACGGAUGUAUGCAUUGUAUUUGCAUGCCAAAAAUCUUUCACAAAUAUUUUGUUUACAUAUUUUCAAUUUGGAAAUGUAACAUUCAUGGACAUAUGCGCGGCAUAGAGACGCAUAGCGAUUUAAUCAGUACAAGAAAAAAAUUAAUUGUUCAAUUAUUUUGAUUUUCCAAUAUCUUUAUAUAUAUUCAUGAA
Ceratitis capitata (Mediterranean fruit fly) is the source of this 1594-nucleotide messenger RNA. RefSeq lists its product as uncharacterized. The record is from RefSeq and is a predicted model, not a curated record. Bases 116 to 1309 code for a protein of 397 amino acids. The transcript is spliced from 4 exons. Lineage: Eukaryota; Metazoa; Arthropoda; Insecta; Diptera; Tephritidae.